Messenger RNA from Octodon degus (degu), 2019 nucleotides. It is a transcript of the gene Krt10, whose product is annotated as keratin 10. Gene Ontology annotation, molecular function: structural constituent of skin epidermis. The transcript has 8 exons. NCBI's taxonomy places the organism in Eukaryota, Metazoa, Chordata, Mammalia, Rodentia, Octodontidae. Gene Ontology annotation, cellular component: keratin filament. The record is from RefSeq and is a predicted model, not a curated record. The coding region runs from base 14 to 1720 and encodes 568 amino acids.
CCACAGCACCACCAUGUCUGUUCGGUACACCUCAAAGCAAUACUCUUCCUCCCGCAGUGGAGGUGGAGGUGGUGGCGGGUCAGCCCACAGAAUCUCAAGCAGCAAAGGAUCCCUCGGUGGAGGGUUUAGCUCAGGAGGGUUCAGCAGUAGUUCUUUCAGCCGUGGGAGCUCUAGUGGAGGCUGCUUUGGGGGUUCCUCAGGUGGCUACGGAGGAUUAGGAGGAGGCUAUGGUGGAGGUAGCUUUGGUGGAGGUGGCUAUGGAGGUGGCAGCUUUGGUGGGGGCUAUGGAGGAGGCAGCUACGGUGGUGGCAGCUUUGGUGGUGGCAGCUUCGGUGGUGGCAGCUUCGGUGGAGGUGGCUAUGGAGGAGGCUUUGGUGGUGGACUUGGUGGCGAUGGUGGCCUUCUCUCUGGAAAUGAAAAAGUAACCAUGCAGAAUCUGAAUGACCGCCUGGCUUCCUACUUGGACAAAGUCCGGGCUCUGGAAGAAUCCAACUAUGAGCUGGAAGGUAAAAUCAAGGAGUGGUAUGAAAAGCACAGUAACACAAGCCGAGGAGAGCGUCGGGACUACAGCAAAUACUAUGACACCAUUGAUGACCUAAAAAACCAGAUCCUCAGUCUAACAACUGACAAUGCCAAUAUCCUGCUCCAGAUUGACAAUGCCAGACUGGCAGCUGAUGACUUCAGGCUGAAGUACGAGAACGAGGUGGCCCUGCGCCAGAGCGUGGAGGCUGACAUCAACGGGCUGCGCAGGGUGCUGGACGAGCUGACCCUCAACAAGUCUGACCUGGAGAUGCAGAUUGAGAGCCUCAGUGAAGAGCUGCAGUACCUGAAGAAGAACCAUGAAGAGGAAAUGAAAGACCUUCAGAAUGUGUCCACUGGCGAUGUGAACGUGGAAAUGAACGCUGCCCCAGGUGUCGAUCUGACUGAGCUCCUAAAUAACAUGAGAAGCCAGUACGAACAACUUGCCGAUAAAAAUCGUAAGGAUGCUGAAGCCUGGUUCAAUGAGAAGAGCAAGGAACUUACUACAGAAAUUGAUAGCAACAUUGAACAAAUGUCCAGCCAUAAAACUGAAAUUACUGAAUUAAGACGCACCGUUCAAGGCCUGGAGAUCGAACUGCAGUCCCAACUGGCCCUGAAACAAUCCCUGGAAGCCUCCUUGGCAGAAACAGAAGGCCGCUACUGCGUACAGCUCUCCCAGAUCCAGGCCCAGAUCUCCGCGCUGGAAGAACAGCUGCAACAGAUUCGGGCUGAAACCGAGUGCCAGAACUCUGAAUACCAAGUACUCUUGGACAUCAAGAUCCGACUGGAGAAUGAAAUUCAGACCUACCGCAGCCUGCUAGAAGGAGAGGGAAGUGGUGGCGGCCACGGCGGCGGACGCGGCGGCGGAAGUUACGGCGGCAGCCAUGGCGGCAGUUCCGGUGGCGGCCAUGGGGGCGGAAGUUACGGCGGCAGCCAUGGCGGCAGUUCCGGUGGCGGCCAUGGUGGCGGAAGUUUCGGCGGCAGCCAUGGCGGCAGUUCCGGUGGCGGCCAUGGAGGCGGAAGUUUCGGCGGCAGCCACAGUGGUGGCCACGGAGGCAGUUCCGGCGGAGGCCACAGCGGUAGCUUCGGCGGCGGCAGCUCUGGCGGCGGCAGCUCCGGCGGAGGACAGGGCGGAAGUGGAGGCUUCAAGUCCUCCUCUUCCGGUUCCCCUGGCGAAUCAUCUAAGGGACCAAGAUACUAGCAAAGCCAGAUUGAUCAAGACAAUUAUUGAAGAGGUGACACCUGAUGGUAGAGUGCUUUCAUCUAUGGUUGAAUCAGAAACCAAGAAACACUACUACUGAGCUGAAUUAAAAGCAGGUCUCUUCACAGGCCAUUAUAUACAGAGGCAUGAAAAAUGAAAUGUCCAGAAAACACUUCUGUCUUAACGGUCUAUGAAAACAGGUUCACCCCUUGAAAAUAAGGUGUCUAACAGGUGUUUUAUGAUUUCUGUAUUUCUUCUCUCCACUUUAUCAGAAAGUGUUCUUUCAUGAAAAAAAAGAA